Molecule: messenger RNA, 1058 nt
Organism: Drosophila innubila
Lineage: Eukaryota; Metazoa; Arthropoda; Insecta; Diptera; Drosophilidae
Product: glutaminyl-peptide cyclotransferase-like
Exons: 4
Coding region: 20-955 (311 amino acids)
Molecular function (GO): zinc ion binding; glutaminyl-peptide cyclotransferase activity
Source: RefSeq, a predicted model, not a curated record
GCGCGUUAAAUGGGUUAUAAUGUGUCUCUUUUUAGUUUUGGUGAUAAUCAGCUUGUUAACGUGGAUUCGAGUUAAUCCAACAUUAAGUAUUUCCAGUGACGAGAAGAACUUUAUUAACGCACUAAACAAUAUAUUAAUACCACGAAGUCUCGAUAGCAAGGGUCAUGCCAAGGUGUGCGAUUUCCUUGAAGAGGAAUUGGAAAAACUCGGAUUUAAAGCAAUUCUCGAUGAAUCUGAUGAACCCUAUCCUCUAGCUAAUGUCAUUGGAAUUACAAAUCCAAGUGCUAAGCGAUUUCUAUUGCUGAGCUGUCAUUACGAUUCGAAGUACUUGGAGUCUACCAAUAUCUUUGUUAGUGCCACCGAUGCAGGUGUUUCCUGUGCCAUUCUCCUAAACAUGGCCAAGACUCUGACUUCUUUACCUGACUUGGACCUUUUCCAACGCGAUGAUAUUGGUUUAGUGCUGGCCUUUUUUGACGCUCAUGAUUCUACAAAUGGCAUGAAUGAUGGUUUCAUACCCUUGUACGGAUCGCGUAACUUUAUACAAAACGAGAUUAUAUCAUUAAAAAGAAUCAAUGCUGUCAUUACUUUGAACUUGAUUGGCGCUCCAAAUCAGAUCUACAUGAGCAAAUACGAGAAAACAUUUAUAUUUCACGAGCACAUGGCAGACGUUGAGAUAAAGCUGAAGGAAUCGGGACAGCUUCACAAAUGCCAUCAGCUGUUCUAUAAGCUAAAGGAUCAUGAUAGUGACUUUGAUGACGAUCAUUAUUCGUUUCUUGAGGCGGGUGUUCCAGUUAUGCAUGUUGUACCACAUACUUAUCCAGAAGUUUGGCACCAAGAAGAGGAUAAUUUUGAGAAUUUGCAUUGGCCGAGUGUUCAUAAUAUGAACGCAAUCAUGACUCGAUUUGUUUACGACUAUUUUCGAUACUAUUUCGAAUAUACCGAUGACAGUGAUUAGAAACUACGUCAAUGGUAAACAUGAAAGUAUCGAUGAUUUUAAAAUUGUGCGAUCGAUAAGGCAUGUUAUAAUUUUAAAAUAAAGUUAAUUAAUUUUUUGUGAA